This is a messenger RNA of Saprolegnia diclina VS20, 3294 nucleotides long. RefSeq lists its product as hypothetical. Bases 437 to 3070 code for a protein of 877 amino acids. NCBI's taxonomy places the organism in Eukaryota, Oomycota, Saprolegniomycetes, Saprolegniales, Saprolegniaceae. The transcript has 7 exons. The record is from RefSeq and is a predicted model, not a curated record.
CGACCGGCCUGUCGUGGUGCACCGGCCUUGCUGCGCCUUCGUCGCGCCCUUCCUCGUCCGCUUGCCACCGACCACCGACCAUCAGCCUCCUUGGACCACCGACCACAGGCGCGCAGCCGCACGACGCAACGUAGGUACCUUCAAGCAAUGGCGAGGUUCAAGAAUCUACCGCCCGAGGUCGCCUCGUCGUACGCGCUCGCCGGUCGUCGCCGCUUGGCCAAAGCUCCGAGGGCCUCCGAAGCAGUAGCGUCGCAGGCGUCGUCGGCAUCCUGGCGUGGCGUAGAAGACGGGAUGACGCGGCGGCGCCAAGAGCCGGCGACCGGCGCUUCCUUCCACCAGCUGGCACCACAUGUCCCAGCCUUCUCCUCUCUGAAUCUAUCUUUACUACCCAGCUUGUAACUCGCACUUUGUAUCAGCAGCGACCUUGCAUCACGUCAUGCUCGAGGACAUCCACGUCGGCAGCCUGCACGUGGGCUUGGUACGCCGGCCCAAGCGACCGUCGCUGGCGCACAUGACGUCGCUGCCGGGCCCACCGCCGGACGCGCCCGAGCUGCGGCAGACGCGGUCCGAGCCUGGCAGCGGCGGCCUCCCAUUAGAGAAGGUCCCGCUGCACAAGGACGUCGACAGGAUACAACAGGACGCGCCGCCGCAUGUGGCCGUCAAGUACGGCGACACGAUUCGGCUGCGCACCAAGCUGCAAGGCACGACCGAGCUCGCGAGCGUGGGCACCUACGACCUCGCCGCGAGCUUCUUCCAGCUGCGCGGCAACCUCACGACGCACAAGUGCCACGACCUCGCGUGCAUUGCGCCUCUGACCGAGCCCGGCUUUCACCAGUCGUACUUUCGCAUCGUGCCCGAGUGCUACUAUGGCCACCUCAAGGUCGGCAGCCCCGUCUCGUAUGGCGACGUCGUCUGCCUCGUCGACGCCGCCGACCACAUCUGGAACAACAAGGUCGGGACCGCCUUCAACGGGUACUUUGGUCCAUGCUCCAAGGACACGAACCUCUCGGGCACCAUGUCGGUGGCGUUUCUCUUGCCGACGUCCGAAGACGAGAACGACACGGUGCCAUGCUUCCAAGAGCACCGCAUCAUGUACUAUGGCGACAAUAAUGUUGUCAUCCAAGUCGUCGACUCGAACCGCCUCCGCCUCGGCUUCAACCGGCUCGUGACCACGUACCGCAAGAAGAAUGCGCCCAUGACCUUUGGUGGUUUCCUGCGCUGCGAUGGCCGCGGUGCCCUCCUCCGCUUGGAGAUCCACGGCGUACCGCCGCCCAAGAUCCUCACGGUCGACGUCGUCGACGGCAACACAACGACGCCGAUCGCCGCCGACAUUGACGACAUGCUCUCGGCCAGCAUGACCAUUGUUGGGCCGCCGUCUGCGACCGUUGAGAUUGUGUUUACAGACCAAGGCCGCGCCCACGUCGCACUGCACGAGCUCGAGCGCAGCAUGAACCAGCCGUUCUACGCGGUGGUCGAGCACGGCCAGCGACCCGUGCGCCUCCAGCUCGUCGCCUUGCGCAAAACCACCAGCGGGUCCUGCGUCCCUUGCACCACGCAGCGCGGUAUCUCGCCGCUGACCGCCAUGGCCCUCGGCUACCUCGCGCUGGUCGGCCACGCCUACCUCAAAGGCGCGAUCCUUGUCACGUCUCUCUACGGUGCGCUCGUGCUCGGGGCGCUGCCCUGCCUUGUCGUGAUCAAGGUCUGCUACCUCGAGCGCCUCUACGCGCCGCUGCUCGGCUCUAAGACGACGCCAACGUUGACGUUUGAGCUCUCGGUGCUCGCGUGGGAAGCGUCACAGACCGAGCGCCUCGCCAAGGCCUGUGACGACGCGUCGUCACCCUGUGACGCGGUGCCCCGGCGGUUCCUUGUGGCCGAGAACGGUGAUGCAGCGAAGGCAGCGACCCGGUACACUGACACGUUGGCGUGGCGGGCUAAGAACGACAUCGAGUCGCUACUGAGCACGCCGCAGCCGCUGUACCACACGAUCCGCCGGUUCUACAAGCAAGGCGUCCACAAGGUCGAUAAAGUCGGGCACCCGGUGUUCAUCGAGAAGAUGGGGUCGAUCGACAUGAAGGGGCUCCAGGCCGCGGGCGUGACGCUGCCGGACCUCUUCCGACACUACCUCUUCAACAUGGAGUACAUUCUCCGGUUUGUGAUCCCGUCGCCGUGCUCGUGUAUGUCGUGCCGCGACAGCCACACGUGCAAGAUGCUCAUCGUGCUCGACGCGCGGGGUCUUGGCAUGCGCGAUUUGGCCGGCGAGUCGCUCGAGUUUGUGAAAAGCUGCACGAGUGCGAUGCAGAAGCACUACCCGCAGCAGUCGUUCAAAAUCUUCCUUAUCAACGUCCCGUCGUGGUUUGGCAUGAUCUGGAAGUGUAUCAAGCCGCUGUUGCACGAAGCGACGCGCGCCAAGACGUUCAUUUUGAGCGAGGCCGAGACAGCGUCGACGCUGCUCCAGUACAUUGACGCCGAGUCGCUCCCUGUCGAGUACGGCGGCACCUGUAGUUGCGACGGCGGCUGCCUGGAACAGUCGGCCUUCCAUGCGCGGCAGAUCGCGUUUGUCGACGGCCAUGGCGUCGACCCGGACCACCACGUCGACCACGACGGUCUGCAGCACCUUGUCAUUGAUGAGCUGUCGGACGAAGACAGCGAGUCGUCGGCAUCGUCGGUGGACGAAAGCCCGACCAAGAAGACACUUGGGAAAAUCAUGCGCCGGAAAAAGACCAAAGCCGUCGCGGCCUUGCGCAACGUCGCCAAGCAAGAGUACCUUCUCAUGCGUCUCGUCAAGCACAAGCCGUUUGUGAAUCCGAUCGGCCUGCGUCGGCUCGUGUCCCUCACAGACCGCGAACUGUGCAUUCAAAAGUCACCGAAAGACGCACCGGUCAAGUACCUCUUGACCAAGUCGACGCUCGUGCGGCCGUACCAUAAACCCAACUGCUUCGAGGUCGUCUUGGACAACAACCUCUCGAUGCUCCUCUUCACCGAGAACGUCCAAGCCCUCGACAGCUGGAUCCAGGCAGUCGCCCACGCCAUUCACGAAGCAUCCUCGUCCUCGGAAGCCACGUCGACUUGAUCAUGAUAAAAGUAUUUGCAUUGACCUUGAGCAUUGCUACAAGCUGGAGGUGGUCCAAGACCAUCGAACAUCCUUGAUCAUGAUCCUAAGCAUUAGCAGGCCAGAGGGCCGCUUGGAAGGCGCCUGGAAGUCAAGGAUCCAUAGAGUUUCGAGUCCAGAAGUGGUGGCUGAAGUGGGUCGUCUAUUGAAGUAGAUACCUAACUCUACGCUACAUAAAAUUGUCG